Molecule: messenger RNA, 1350 nt
Organism: Xylaria bambusicola
Lineage: Eukaryota; Fungi; Ascomycota; Sordariomycetes; Xylariales; Xylariaceae
Exons: 1
Coding region: 259-1014 (251 amino acids)
Biological process (GO): transcription-coupled nucleotide-excision repair; DNA-templated transcription; maintenance of transcriptional fidelity during transcription elongation by RNA polymerase II
Cellular component (GO): RNA polymerase II, core complex
Molecular function (GO): DNA-directed RNA polymerase activity
Source: RefSeq, a predicted model, not a curated record
CUAACCAUCUCACCAUCUCACCGUCUAACCGCACUGAUACUUAGUGAGGCCUUGCUGUCGCCCUUGUUAUAAUAGACUCAUCCUCCUCGCCUUUUCAGAAAACGGGGUACAGGUAGGCCUCUCCAGACAGGUUCGGUGCCCUGGCUGGUCUGAGAGCAAACGGACGGACCACAUUCAACUCACUCUCCUGGACUUGUCCCAACCUAUUUCAUCGCGAAACGCGCCACUCACCGCACGGCGAUAUCCUAUUCAUCAGCUAUGGCGUCUCCACAGUCCACGGCUUCCGGCGAUGCCCCGAAGAACAACCUUGAACAGAUCACUUUCCGCUUCUGCUCCGAAUGUUCCAACAUGCUGUAUCCCAAAGAGGACGAAGACUCUCACAAGCUCAUGUUCACCUGUCGCACUUGCCAAUACACUGAAGAGGCCACCUCGAGCUGCGUGUUCCGGCACGUUCUGAAUAGCGCCGCUGGCGAAACCGCCGGCGUGACCCAGGAUGUCGGAUCAGACCCUACGGUUUGUCGCCCUGUUUCCUCCCACCCUCAUGCUCAUCGUGCUGCUGCUACCACUGCUACUGUUGUUGCUGCUCCUGCUACUUCUACUGCUACCGUCACUGCCACCGUCUCUGCUACCACUGCUACCACUGCUGUUGUUGUCGAUUCCAGCCUGGCCCUUUGUCUCAGGUGUGGUAUUACUCUUCUCCAUUGUGCCCGGUGUAAGGACCCUGCAUCAGUCGGCGAGUACAAUGAGUGCGUUCUACGGAAUCCAGACUUUACCGUCCACCAGUCUCUGCGCUACGUGCAAUUCACAAACUAUUGGAAAUCCUUGGACUCAGAAGACCGAGCUGUCGUCGAGGGCCGGUUUGCAUCAUCCAGUGGCCUAAAAAUGCCCCGUUCCACGGAUGAGAGUAUCGUUCAAUACCUACCUUUGGAAAUGGCACUUGAUUCAGAAGCCGAUCCCCCCGAAGCCCUUGGCGUGGAGCCUUCUAUUGACGACCUGUACGAUACCGCUGGUUGAUUUUUUUUUCAAAGACAACUCACCGUCAUUCUGCAUCCAAUGUCCGGGCGCAUGUGUUACACAUAUGCUGCCUUUGUGCAGCAGAAUUCUCACAAGUGGCGUAGUCUACUUUGUCAUGCGAUCCUGGCGAGACCUCGAAAUCUGAGUUUCUUCGCUAGGGUGGGAGAACGUGAUGGACGUCAUGGUGCUACCGAUCAACCUUUCAUUAUCGAAAACGCGACUGUGAUAGCACAUCAGCGCAGCGUAGCCAGCACCUGUCUUGAGAAUGCAUGCUUCGUGUACCCUUGUGACGAAUUAUGGUGCUGACGUUUCGUCCUCGCCUGUAUAGCUCCCGCG